GAAUAAAACCCUCAUCGAUCAGUCUGAACUGAUCGUUCAACAAUGGCGAUGUCGAUCACGAACUGCUUGAUCUACGUGUUUGUAUCUCUCCUCAUCUCCUCUCUGGCUCUAGCUAGCUCCGAUGCUCCGUUCAUCGUAGCUCACAAGAAAGCCUCUCUUACUAGGCUAAAGACCGGCGUUGAACGAGUCUCCGUCUCCAUCGACAUCUACAACCAAGGAUCCGUUGCGGCAUACGAUGUAAGCCUUUCUGAUGAUGGUUGGUCCAAAGAGAUCUUUGAUAUUGUCUCUGGCAAUACUUCAAUUUCAUGGGAACGUCUUGAUGCUGGUGCUCUUGUAUCACAUGUUUUUGAAUUGGAGUCGAAGACACAAACAGUAUUUUACAGUGCUCCUGCUGUCAUCACAUUCCGAAUUCCAACUAAGGCUGCUCUACAGGAGGCAUACUCUACGCCUAUUCUGCCUUUGGAAAUCCUUGCUGACAGACCUCCAGAAAAGAAGUUUGAUUGGGCUAAGAGAUUGUUGGCUAAGUACGGGUCUUUGAUUUCGGUGAUCUCUUUUGUGGGUUUAUUUGUAUACCUGAUUGUGACUCCAUCAAAGUCUGGUGGUGCUAAAGGAAGCAAAAAGAAGCGCUAGUGAAUUUGCUGUUCUCCUUCGUUUAGGACUUUGAGAUGAGAUCCACUUUCUGAUAAGUUAAAUCGCGGCCCUUCUUUUAGAAGUUUUUUUCCGUUUGUGUUGUGUUUAGACAUUUUGUAUGUGGUUUCGUUAAAGCUUUUGUUAUAAUUAGUUACUAAAGAAGCACAAUUUUACUCAUUUUGGGUUGCUAUAACUUACAUAAUUAUGAUGGUUUCAACUUUUUAAGUAGUAAAUUUUUUUUUU
This is a messenger RNA of Impatiens glandulifera, 873 nucleotides long. RefSeq names its product translocon-associated protein subunit beta-like. The coding region runs from base 43 to 630 and encodes 195 amino acids. Gene Ontology annotation, cellular component: endoplasmic reticulum. NCBI's taxonomy places the organism in Eukaryota, Viridiplantae, Streptophyta, Magnoliopsida, Ericales, Balsaminaceae. The record is from RefSeq and is a predicted model, not a curated record. The transcript is spliced from 6 exons.